Molecule: messenger RNA, 1529 nt
Organism: Elaeis guineensis (African oil palm)
Lineage: Eukaryota; Viridiplantae; Streptophyta; Magnoliopsida; Arecales; Arecaceae
Source: RefSeq, a predicted model, not a curated record
AUGGAAGAUAAUGGCAAAGCUAGGACUGCAGUUGGCAGCAAAGAUGAAGUCAUCCUGCACUCAAAUGAUACAUACACUUUUCUGCACAACUGGUUGAAGAAGUUCCCAUCUUAUGCAAACCGAACCUUUUACAUAGCAGGACAGACACGUAUCUUUCAGCUCUGGAGUCUUUUGUAUGUUCCAGAGUUGGCUGAGCUCAUCUAUGACAUGAACAAGAAAUACCCUUCAUUGUUCAUAAACCUCAAGGGUUUCUUGGUGGGUAAUCCUGAAACCUCUGAUAGCCACGACUGGCAAGGCAUGGUGGAUUACACAUGGAGCCAUGCCAUCGUCUCACAUGCAACACAUGACAUGAUCAAAGAUAACUGCAUAUUUGACAGUGACAACCCAUGGAACAAUAAAUGUAAUGAUGCUGUCGGUGAAGUCCUCAAACAAUAUCUACAGUCUAUGCACUCCAACCUGCAUCCAGAACUCAUGCCGAGGAUCAUGGGUGGCUACGAUCCAUGCCUUGAUGGUUACACAACAUCUUUCUACAACAGACCGUAUGUUCAAAAGGCCCUCCAUGCCAGUGAUGGCCACAGCAUCAGGAACUGGAGCAUCUGCAACAAUCAAAUUUUUAGGGAAUGGAAGGACUUCAUGCCCUCUGUUCUCCCCAUAUACAAGAAGCUGAUUGCAGGAGGGCUCAGAAUAUGGGUCUAUAAUGGUGAUACAGAUGGAAGAGUCCCAGUGCUGUCUACAAGAUACUGUUUGGGCGCUCUAGGAUUGCCCACAGUUGGUCCCUGGAGGCCAUGGUACCAUGAGAAACAGGGGGCUGGAUGGUUACAAGAACACGAGGAGCUAACUUUUGCAACAUUUAGAGGAGCUGGUCAUGAUGUGCCAUCAUUCAAACCAAGCAGUUCUUUGGCUUUCUUCACUGCCUUUCUUGCUGGUGUAGCUCCAUCGUCUACCCAUCGAAUAAAACUUCUCUGAAGGUUUAAAAUCAAUGGUUUUAUUGCAAGCUACUCAGCUCAAGAAUGUCAUUAGAUAGUGAGUAAACUUAACAUCAAAGAGAAGAAUGCAGUGAAUAAACUGGAAUUUUUUUAGAAAAGAUAUCUAUAGAAUUAUUGAUCUAAUCCGAAGUCAUUAUCUUAGUGAACAAAUUGUUUUAACUAAUAGUUUUUGGGUCAAGAAAUGUCAGGAGACAAUUGAGAUAAUGUUAGGAGACAAUUGUUGAUCUAAUCCGAAGUCAUUAUCUUAGUCACACCUCUGAUCUUAGAUAAUAUGCAACAAUUGAGAUAAUAAUUUUAAGUCAUGAACAUUCUUGCAUACUUCCACUUUAUCUUCAUUUACUUCUCCAUUUUAUCUUAAACCGUUUUUGUCGGAGGAGAAUAUACUCAAUAUAUGUGGAAAUAACUAAACUUCCAAAUAACUGUAUUCCAGAUGGUUGUUUUUCUGAACUUAACUGUACACUAGGAAAUUUAAUUUCAGCAAAUCGUAGUGUACAGGUAUUUUGAAUGUUUGAUUAGAGGGACAUUUAGUGCUAUAUUGGCCCC